This is a messenger RNA of Triplophysa dalaica, 2306 nucleotides long. RefSeq lists its product as uncharacterized. The record is from RefSeq and is a predicted model, not a curated record. NCBI's taxonomy places the organism in Eukaryota, Metazoa, Chordata, Actinopteri, Cypriniformes, Nemacheilidae. The transcript is spliced from 8 exons. The coding region runs from base 186 to 1064 and encodes 292 amino acids.
UGGAUUCCUGUAGACAAUCACUCCAGUUGAGUUUUUCAGAAGAGGUGGGCUAUGAUUCCACAACGAGCGUCAGCAUGUCUUGUGCUGGGUUUUAAAAGCAGCGCUGCAGCACUGGACCUUCAAUCAGCGUGCUGAAGACGAACUGAACCCCAGCUGAGGAGUAUCUAGUAGGAAGAACUCUAGAAAUGAAUGCGUGCAGACCCGCAUAUUUGAGGACCAAGUGUCAAAAGUACGUGUGCGUUGAGAGCAGGGGGUCACGGUCGACUCCUCAGAUUGUCGCGAAGAGUUUUCAGCUCAACAGUACAAACUCCCGUAAAGUCACUGUAACUGUGAAUGAGCGUACGGGGGUCGAUAAUGUCAAAUGGAUGGCUUUCUGCUUUGAGCUGAACAAGAAGAAAUAUUUCCCUGUUGUUAAUGGCGAUAAAUUGGGAUUUGAGGAAACGUUAACAUCUGACAAGAAGUUCUGGUUUCAAUAUGGUGAGAAAACAGGAAAAUGGAGGACUGUGCAAUCAGUAGCUAAACCCGACAUGUACCUCAAUUUUGAAUCCAAACAAAGCAAUGUAAUCAUCUGUUCACAGCCGCUGCAACAUUUUAGAAUUUUCUUCGAAGUCGAGCCUAGAAGUCCAGUAACGACACCGAAAAGCAUAUCAAUGUCUAUAAGUCGCAGGUACAAUGACGACUCAACUCAACGGAUGGUUGUGGAGAAUUUUAACAUCACCCACUAUGGACACCGCAGUGAAGAGAGAAAUGAAAUAAAAAUGAUACAGGACGAGAGACCAGUGUAUCCGCAUACCAGAUACAGAAAUGACAUGUCCAUUCAAAGCAAUGACCAAUCAACUUGCCAGAUGGUUGUGCAAAAUUUGAAGAUCAGCCACAAUGGAAACCCCAGGGAAGAAGAAAGUCGCCCAGAAAUGAUACAGGACAGCAGACCAAUGUAUCUAGAAACCAGACUCAGACAGUACAUGUGGGACAGAAGCAAAGACGGGUCAACUAGUCAGAUGGUUGUGGAGAAGAUUAAGAUCAGCGACGACAGAAACCCCAGAAGGGGGAACAAGAGGAUUUGACGAGUACAUUGCAGUAAGGAGACAACAGAAUGACAUUCACAGUUUGAAUGGUUCAACAAAAGGCCAUCAUUUUUCCACGUUUGAGGUUAUCUUAUUCAAGUGAAUUACAAGAUACAUUAACCAUCUACCUAUUGUAAGCAAUAAAAGUAACUAUUUAACCGCCCUCAAAAAAAGUGUUCAUGCCCUGAACAGAUGUCAGUAUAUUAACAAAAGAUUAACUUUAAAGUUUUGAGAGUUUAAUAUUUAUUGUCAUUAUCAUCAAAGUAUUUAAAUUAUCAUUGUGUUAUUGAACCAUCCUGUUGACUCACGACAGGAAUUCACGGGACAUAAAACCGUAUGAGUUUGCUGCUGUGCUUCUGAUUCACUUUUUAUGUAGCUGCCCACAGAUUGUUUGAUAAGGGAGUUGCUUGAAUAACUACAUAAAACAAACCAUGAUUUGUAAACAAUACACUUUAUCAAACUACAAUAUAACAUUAUAUGUAGGUACGGUAAUGUGAAUGUUUCUCUCUUGUUGGCUGAGAAAGUCUUUUUGCAUUUGUGUCAAUGAAUGUAUUUAUAUGAGGAGCAUUUCUGAACUUGGAUGUCAUCUCUGUUGCUAAGGAGAGGGAGGCAUGGUGGGCUGAGAAUUUAUUUUGCAUGAUGCUUUUACCAAUUUUUCUUGGUUUGGAAAUGUUUUAGUUGUAGGAAUAGUCUGUAGACUAUUGUCAAUAAUGUUUUGCAAAUAUAUAAUGUAUAUAGCAUAUCUGAUCGUUCUUUUAGAACAAAAUGGUGCAUAUACAUGUAUUUUAAAAUAGGCUGCUUAAAAAUAGAAAAAAAACCUACAACCUUGUGUAUUGCAUAUAUUUAAUUGAUUUUUUAGCAUUUUACAUAAAUUUGUCUCACUACAAAACGGCUUUAUAGUAAAUACAUAACUGUACCAUCUUUAGUCUUAUAGACUUUCACCACAUGGGCAAUUCUGUGAAAAUGUCACGCUACAAUAUACAAAUAUUUUUUUACACCUAGCUUUCUGUCACGGUUCAGCAAGGAAAACAAGGAGAGGCUCCAGGUGCAGUAAAAUAUUUAAUUAUAAAAACAUAUAAGGGUAGACCCUAAUCUGGCAAAAGUUGAUUUUGCAGUUCCGCAAAUCUUUCAAACACAGAAGGUCCAGGUGUCAAAGAGUUAACUUUAUUUGUUCAAGUCAAACAAAGUGAGAUGAAGUCUUUCAGAACUGUUGGAUCAUGUCCAAUAAACAGUGGAAAAGUA